AUGCAGCAUCCGGAACUCCCCAGUCCCGACUCAGAUGGCUCAGGCUCUUCUGAUGAGUUUCCCCAAUACCCUGUGAGGACCAACUCAGGGUUUGAGACCGGCGACGCCCACGCGCAAACGCCUGCCACCACCGUCACAUCUUCCCCUCCCUCCCAUUCACCGAGUCUUGCCUCAUGGGCUAGUCCUCUAAUGACACGACCUCGUGGAGCUAGCGUCGGCACUGCCGCUCUUCUUGACAAACCCGAUGGUAUUGGCAUGCCUACCGACUCUCGACUUCAGCGCCCCUCCGCGCCGGCACGAACCCCGUCGAAUACCUAUGCUCCACAACGGCGGCCACCACAAUACAUCAGCCUUCAGGAAAACCGCCAAAGGUCAUCUUCGGCGAAACGAGGAUCCCGACGCGAUCCAAAUGCACAAUAUCGAGCCCAAGAAAAAGCCUACGUACAACGGAUUCGAGCGAACCCACAAGCCUGGUAUCAUCACUUUAAAGACGCCCAAAGCAACAGCAUGAUAGAUGGGGACGCCGAUUUGGAAGACCCCUCCCCCUCAUCCGAAGUGGCUUUUGAAGAUGAUUCCUAUGAUCCUGAUACCCAGCUCUUUCUUCCGGACGACAACCUGCCAACUACGGAGGAACUCAAGCACCCCAAGAACCAGGAGCGGCUUGAGUGGCAUUCCAUGCUGGCCUCAGUCCUCAAGGGAGAUGUCGUGAAACAAGAGAAACAGCGACUCAUAGGCACGGCGGAAUCAAAGCGCUCGGCCGCUCAGAGCUAUGCACUCUGGAUCGGAGUUCGGGCAAGGACGUGCGGUCGGAGUAUCCCUUUGCAGCAGAAAAUGAUUGCGGACGCACGGUCGCGUCUUGGUCCUAUCAUUGAGGAUAUCAUCGGAUUCCAGAUUAAAGGCGAGACUGAAAUCGGGAAACCGCCAAGACAACAGGUUGAGGACAUCGUUGAGAAGAUUGAGCGAUGUGAGGUCCUCUACUCUUCGAAUAAGGAAAUGGAAGCUGGGCUCCCACGCGUGGCCUCGGAGGAAUUCACCUCUAGCCGUGCAGCCAUCUUUUCUUGGCACAACAUCACCGCGCUCAUCAACACCGAACUGGCUGUGCUGCAGAGUUGGGUGGGAAAUGAAGCCCUGGAUUUCAGCAAGCCUAGGGUCAAGUCUGCUAAGAAUGAUCUUUCGGAUGGGUCGUCCUUCCUCGAUCGUAUCAUGAAAGAAGAUGGCCUGAAGACGCUGCAGGACAAGGACGGCAUGCUUCUACGGAUCCUUGCCGUAAUUCAGAAAGCGAAGAGCACCCUCAUUGAGAACUCAGAAGCGUUCGCUGCGCGCCAUCUGCCACCCUACAUCGAGGAACUGCUAACAUUGAUCAACUUCCCCUCCCGAUUGAUCCAGGAGAUCAUUCGAGUCCGUCUUUCUUAUGCCAAGAAUAUGAAAGAUCCGGCUCAACAAGCCCCCAUUCUGAUUGAUCAGAUGAUCUCUCAAUUUCAAAUCCUGAUGAAGGUGGCAGUCGACAUCAAGUUCCGCUACCUUGACGUCUCGAAGCCAGAACCUGGCUGGGAUUUGCCGCCAUGCGUUGACGAAAACUUUGACAAUUCGGUUCUUGAUGCCAUGAAAUAUUACUUCCGACUACUUAAUUGGAAACUGAACGCCAACAAGAACACAUUCAAAGAAGCCGAAAUUUUGGAACAGGAAUGGGGUUACUCCUAUGACAUUGGCCGGCGGCUUGAUGGUGGAGAUAUCGAGGUGGCCGAGCAAUUUAGUGCCUUGACUGCCAGAUCACUGCAGCGUCUCAUGAUUCAUUUCGAACGUGAACUCGUCCCUAGACCCAAAGAAACCGUGCAGGAUAUGGACAAGCGAUACAAAAGCAUUUUGGAUUCAACGCGCAUUCGUCAGCGCAAGCUCUAUCGAUUCUCCAAGUUUUUGUGCCAAUUAUUCGAGAACGCGACCGAAUACAACAUCACUACCGACAUUGCCUACGAUUUCUUCGAGGCACUGUUGAUCUCCGACCACUUCCUUGUCACCUGCACUACUUCUGUUGGGCAGAAAGGAGUUUAUUUGAUCGCGCAUCAUGCACUAUGGGACCGUCCCGCCGAUAUCCAGGCUAUUCUAUCCACGUCCUUCAAAGAAGAUGACGCGACUCCAGAUGCUCACAUUCCUUAUGUCUUAGCUAUCCGACCCGAAAGGCCUCUGGCUUGGGCAGGAAAGGAGAUGCAAUUGGAUUCCUUGGAACAUCCCACGGAUGUGCGGCUAGGCAAGCUACGUAUAGUGGUGGAAGGCAUGCAAGAGCGGCUGCAGAAUGCUCGUAUGGAGCUCGCACGACUCACAGGCAUCCAACUUGAUAUGGUUAUCGAACAGCGUGCCAACCUUGGUCGCGUGAACGUGGAGUUGAACAAGAUCAAGAAGAUCUCUUUCAAAUUGUCCAUGACCAUCAUGGACAGCGUGUCUAUCAUCAAAAAUCAACUCCGUGAGAGAGAGUGGGAGAACAAUGACCUGAUACAGGCAUGCUAUGCAUUUGCAACAGAGUUUGGCAAGCGAUCUUCAAACUAUGUCGAUGCCAACAGGCGUGCUAUGAAUAGCGCCCGGUUGGUGGAGUUGUCUCUUGACUGGGUUGCGUUCAUUUGUGACGAGUGUGACGCGGCGGACCGAAAGACCUUCAAGUGGGCUGUGGCGGCUCUCGAGUUUGCGAUGGCGAUCACGUCCAGCCGCCAUCUCCUGUCUAUGGAUCACGACCAGUUCAGUGAUUUCAGACUGAAAGUUGCCGGUUGCAUGUCUCUGCUCAUCUCUCAUUUCGAUAUCAUGGGUGCGCGAUCCUCUCUUGCGGCGAAGAAUGAGAAACGCAUGGAAGAACGCAAUGCAGCCCGUCAGGUUGGCAGCAGCCGAAUCAUCAGCGAUGAGGAAGCGUCCAAACUUGUGCGCGAAACAUGGUACGCGCGAAUUGUGGAGAUCGAAGAUAGGAGAAUUGAGGAGGAUGCCAAGCGUCAAGCACUAGGAAAGGUGCUGGAAGGAUCUGAUGAGGCUGAUCGAUCCCUCACUGUGCUAUCGUCGUCCGCCACCAAUGUUACUUUGCGGUGGCAGCAAGGCCAGUUUAUCGGUGGCGGUACCUUUGGGUCUGUCUAUGUGGCUAUCAACCUGGACAGCAAUUAUUUGAUGGCUGUGAAGGAGAUUCGUCUGCAAGACCCCCAACUCAUACCCAAGAUCGCCCAGCAGAUUCGGGACGAGAUGGGCGUGCUUGAAGUCCUCGACCAUCCGAACAUCGUCUCCUACCACGGAAUUGAGGUACACCGCGACAAGGUCUACAUCUUCAUGGAGUACUGCUCGGGUGGUUCUCUUGCUGCCUUGCUAGAACACGGGCGUAUCGAGGAUGAAACAGUCAUCCAGGUGUAUGCCCUUCAGCUCCUAGAGGGUCUAGCUUAUCUCCAUGAAGCCCAUAUCGUUCACCGCGAUAUCAAGCCCGAGAACAUUCUGCUCGAUCACAACGGUGUCAUCAAAUACGUCGAUUUCGGCGCAGCCAAGAUUAUCGCUCGCACCGGCCGCACAAUCGCCCCAAUGGACAACCCCCAAGCUCCCGGGUUCAAAGAGGCGGUGGGCAAAGAACCCGGCAACCAGCGCAAGAACCAAAAGACCACCACAGGAACUCCGAUGUACAUGUCACCCGAGGUGAUUCGCGGCGAUGUCGCAAGCCUCGACAACCGCCAAGGUGCCGUAGACAUCUGGUCUCUCGGCUGUGUGGUUCUCGAGAUGGCGACUGGCCGCCGGCCAUGGUCCACGCUGGACAAUGAAUGGGCAAUCAUGUACAACAUCGCCCAAGGCAAGACGCCAGCGCUUCCAUCUCCCGACCAACUCAGCGAGCUGGGUAUUGACUUCGUGCGCCGCUGCUUCGAAUGUGAGCCUGCUCGUCGCGCUACCGCGGCCGAACUUCUCCAGCACGAAUGGAUCGUCUCCAUCCGUCAACAGGUUGUCAUGGAGCCUCCCACGCCCGGUAGCGAUUACAGCACCAGCUCCAACGGCUCAGCCACAGCCACACGCCAGAACUCGACGUAUAUGUGA
Molecule: messenger RNA, 4041 nt
Organism: Penicillium bovifimosum
Lineage: Eukaryota; Fungi; Ascomycota; Eurotiomycetes; Eurotiales; Aspergillaceae
Gene: sskB
Exons: 2
Coding region: 1-4041 (1346 amino acids)
Biological process (GO): protein phosphorylation; stress-activated MAPK cascade
Cellular component (GO): cytoplasm
Molecular function (GO): MAP kinase kinase kinase activity; ATP binding
Source: RefSeq, a predicted model, not a curated record